Messenger RNA from Phragmites australis (common reed), 699 nucleotides. RefSeq names its product thiamine pyrophosphokinase 1-like. Gene Ontology annotation, molecular function: thiamine diphosphokinase activity; ATP binding. Lineage: Eukaryota; Viridiplantae; Streptophyta; Magnoliopsida; Poales; Poaceae. The transcript has 2 exons. The record is from RefSeq and is a predicted model, not a curated record. The coding region runs from base 1 to 255 and encodes 84 amino acids. Gene Ontology annotation, biological process: thiamine diphosphate biosynthetic process.
AUGGCUCCCGCGCCACAGCAACCCACGAUGUGCCACUCCUCCGCCUUCUUCGACCCCUCCUCGCCAUGGCCACCCGACGAUGCCUGCGCUAGCCCAGCGCUUGUCGUCCUCAACCAACGGCUACCCCGCUUCGCGCCCCUCCUCUGUUCACAAGCGGCGGUGCGGGUAUGCGCGGACGGCGGCGCCAACCGCGUCUUCGACGACAUGCUAGAGCUGCUCAUCGUGCAGGACCCUGACGAGGUCCACAGGAAGUAAGGACUCAUCCCUGACCACAGAUUGCUCCCUGUUCCGUCUGUUGUGUCGCACAUGGGAGUAAGAUCGAGCGAGAUGUGCUUGGCUCGUUUCAUCGUUUGAACAAGACCGUUCCCGUACGUUGGCGUGCUCCGUUCCAGUCUGCCAUUGCUGCCUUCUCGCUUAGUCUGCUCUGACCCAUGAUACGUUUUUGCAUUGGGUUCAUCAGGACAAAAGAUGCUCAGGAUGACCAGCGUACCAAUUAGUCUAUCAGAUUUGAUAUGCUUUCCAAAUAUGGAAGCUCUGGUGAUGUUUCGAGUCAGGCAGAUUGCAUGCCCACAAUGUGCUUGAUGCAAUGCUUGCCUGGAGCGGUGACUAUGUUAGUGCGUUGCAUGUGCUGUGCAUAUCUGAUGCUGGAGAGGUGUAAAUGUUUCUGAUAUGUUCCCCCGCACAGUUGCUUCUAUGGUA